ACUAAACAUUUCAAACUCUAAUCCCUAAUCCCCUAAUUUUUCUUACUAAUUCACUUUUACUCUUCUUCUUCUUUCACUCCCUUUUUCACACACACACACAGUGAAUAAUGGAAGAACAACUACCAGAACCGAAACGCCGAAAAAUUCGAGAAGUUGUGUUGGACAUCCUUAAAACAGCUGACAUAGAAACAGCAACAGAGUACAGUGUUCGAACCACUGUAGCCCAGCAGCUUGGUACUGAGAUAUUGAACAUUCAAGAGAAGCAGUUUAUAAGGCAUGUUAUUGAGUCUUUUUUACUCUCAACAGUUGAACAACCCACAUUGGAUUUUGUAGCUGAAGUACAAUUGUCAGCAGACAACGUACCUACUCAAAAACAAGAAGCAGAUGGUUCAUUGCCUAAUGGGAAUUUUCUUGAUUCCAAUGAGAAUAAUUGUCGAACUAUUUGUAAGCUGUCAGACAAGAGGAGUAUCGGGAUUCUUGACAUUCACGGGAAGCCCUUUGUGGCAAUACGUGACUUUUAUGAAAAAGACGGAAAGCUGGUUCCUUCUUCCAGAGGAAUUAAUUUGAGUGCUCAACAAUGGUCAUCAUUCAGGAGUAGCUUCCCAGCUAUUGUGGAAGCCAUUGCAACGAUGGAGUCGAAAAUUAGAUUGACAACUUGUGAAAAUCAGACUGCAGCAGACGUGGCUGCUCAAGGAAGAGAACAAAUUCAGACCAAUAUUUCCCAGUCAGUUAACCAUCAAGAGGGGAAGCUUUCUGCCGUCAGAAACGAAAAUGGAGAUGAUGUCUGUAAUUCAGCAAUAAUUACUAACUCUCAGGUGCAGAUGCCUAUUGAGAGACAACAAACAGAAGCUGAUAUUUCUAAUUCCCUUCCUUGCUUCUCACCUCAGGGACACAUACAACAGAGUUCUCGUACAACUUCCCUUGCCCAGAUGCCUAUUAAGACUAUUCGUCUUGAUGGAAAAAAUUACUAUUGCUGGAAGCAUCAAACAGAAUUUUUCCUAAAGCAAUUGAAUAUUGCAUAUGUGCUCAGUGAGCCUUGCCCGAACACUCUUGAAAACCGACAGAAAUGGGUUGAUGAUGACUACCUUAGUUGUCGCAACAUAUUGAACUCUCUAUCCGACAAGCUUUUUGAAGAAUACUCAAAGAAGAACUACAGUGCCAAAGAACUGUGGGAAGAGCUUAGAUCAACUUUUGAUGAGGAUUUUGGAACGAAGAGUUCCGAAGUUAACAAAUAUUUGCAGUUCCAAAUGGUUGAUGGCAUAUCGAUUCUUGAGCAGGUUCAGGAGCUUCACAAGAUUGUUGAUUCUCUCAUGGCAUCAGGAAUCUGGAUAGACGAGAACUUCCAUAUUAGUGCUAUUAUUGCAAAACUUCCCCCCUCUUGGAAGGACUGUCGUACAAGGUUGAUGCAUGAAAAUGUUCUGUCUCUCGACAUGUUAAUGCAUCAUCUAAGAGUGGAAGAAAAUUGUCGCAAUCGCUACAGAAAUGAUAAACAUGAGAAGAGAGUUGGAGCACGAAAAAAGGACCUGUCGAAGAAGCAGUGCUAUAAUUGUGGCAAGGAGGGGCACAUCUCAAAAUAUUGUACAGAAAGAAACUAUCAAGUCUGUGAGAAGAGCAACGGGAGGGAAAGCGAAACGUUUCCUGUUGUCACAGAAGCUAAGAUUAACGGGCAGUGCUAUAAUUGUGGCAAGGAGGGGCACAUCUCAAAAUAUUGUACAGAAAGAAACUAUCAAGUCCUUGAGAAGAGCAACGGGAAGGAAAGCGAAACCAUUCCUGUUACAGAAGCUAAGAUUAACGGGCAGUGCUAUAGUUGUGGCAAGGAGGGGCACAUCUCAAAAAACUGUAGAGAAAGAAACUAUCAAGUUUCUGAGAAGAGCAACGGGAGGGAAAGCGAAACCAUUCCUAUUAUCGCGGAGGCCAGGAUUAAUGGGAAGACAAACGAACUUGUAGCGAUUGUUACUGGUGUUAAGAGCAAUGGGAAGUCCGAUAAAUCGUAACAGAUAUUGGGAUAGCUGAGGGACCUUAGAGGGAGCAGCCAGUUCAAUUUGCUUGGUUUUUUUUUUUUUUUCCUUCUUUUCAUUUAGUGUAUUGUAUUGAGCUGUAGUCAAAUCUUGUUCAUACUCAAUGUGCUUCCAGUGAGGAUGUCAAAGAAUUGAAUCAUCUAACCUUGUUAAUAAGAGUUGGGUGCCUUAA
Messenger RNA from Nicotiana attenuata, 2190 nucleotides. RefSeq lists its product as uncharacterized. NCBI's taxonomy places the organism in Eukaryota, Viridiplantae, Streptophyta, Magnoliopsida, Solanales, Solanaceae. Gene Ontology annotation, molecular function: zinc ion binding; DNA binding. The record is from RefSeq and is a predicted model, not a curated record. The transcript is spliced from 4 exons. Gene Ontology annotation, biological process: regulation of DNA-templated transcription. Bases 108 to 1994 code for a protein of 628 amino acids.